GUCAAGUGGGGUUUCAUUUUUUUUUGUGGGAGUCCACUCUAUUGGUUCAAGGUAUAAAAAAUGGCAGUUGUUUUACACACUACACACGGUGAUUUGCCAAUUUUACUGAACUUCACGGAAUGCCCAAAGACGUGCUUUAACUUUCUGGCGCUGUGCGCAUCGGGGUCCUACAAUCAAUGUCGCUUUUAUCGCCAUAUCCCUGGCGUCCUACUACAAACUGGCGACCCCACGAACAGCGGAAAGGGGGGACGCGCCAUUUUCGCACACUGCCCGCCCGCUUCUUUUUCCGAAAAUGGGGAUUUGCAAACUAGCGAGGUCGACGCGAGAGAAAGUGGGUUAAUUUCUAUAAAUGGGCCACAGUCUUUUUUUGAAGAUGAGGCCUUUGGUUUGACAUGCCAUCGAACACGCGGCGUGCUCUCGAUGGCGCACAAGGGCGGCCGAGGGGAUACCAAUGCUUCGCAAUUUUUUAUUCUUUCGGCCCCACAAUCCGAUUUUGAUGGAAUGUAUACGGCCUUUGGACAGAUCGAUUUAGUUGGUUGUUAUGAUGGGAAAACCCGACAAGUGGUGGAUGGAAAUUUUUCUACAUCCUUGCGGUCUGGGGAGGAUGUGCUAAAGCUUCUAGAGGAUUCUGCAAAAGGAGGUGAUAAAUACAUUGUCGAUGAAGUAAACAAACUUUACAUUAUUGAUACAACGGUACUGUACAAUCCCUUUGCUGAAGGCCGGUUGCUUGCAUAAGGGUGUAAAAAAAAGAAUCGA
Messenger RNA from Phytomonas sp. Hart1, 756 nucleotides. The record is from the annotation of a GenBank genome assembly. NCBI's taxonomy places the organism in Eukaryota, Euglenozoa, Kinetoplastea, Trypanosomatida, Trypanosomatidae.